This is a messenger RNA of Centruroides sculpturatus (bark scorpion), 1655 nucleotides long. RefSeq lists its product as uncharacterized. The record is from RefSeq and is a predicted model, not a curated record. The transcript has 9 exons. Lineage: Eukaryota; Metazoa; Arthropoda; Arachnida; Scorpiones; Buthidae. The annotation marks the transcript as partial.
AAAUUUAAGAGUAAAAGUUCUGGAACAAAAAUUCACCGAACAAAUGUCGGAUUGGGAAAUGGACAAAAAAGAAGUCACCAGUUUGAAGAUUUUGUUUUAAAACAAAGGAAAUAUCUUCGUGAAGAACUUCAUUUAUGUGAAAGGGCAACGCAGAAAGUUCUUAUGUACUCAAAUAAUUUCCUUCAUAAGAGGUUAAGGACUGAACCUGAGAGAGUUCGGCGAAUAAAAAGGAAAAAGGGCAAAGCCGUGCUUGGAUUAUUAAAGCCUAUAUCUGAUCUUCCAACAGAAAUGUGUUGCAAAGAUAACUGUGUUUUAAUUGCUCUUUCUCAUGGAAAAUUGUUACAACAGUGGAGAGAGAGGGCAGAAAUGGGACAAGCAGAAGCGAGAAGAGUUUUAGCAGAAAUGCUUACACCAUCUGGUGGAAUCAGAACUAAUUGUUAUAAAUUUAUCUCAUUGGUAACAGGUUGUAGUCGGAGUACAAUAUCAAAAGUUAGCGAUCAGAUGAGACUGACCGGAGGUGAUCGUGAACCACCUCAGCAUGGUUUAAAGAAGUUUUGGCAAGAACAAGCUAAAAAGCACACAGAAGAAAGUAAUAAACCCGAAAAUAUUGAAGAUGGAACUUUGGCAUUUUUGUGCGAAACAAUAAUGUCGUCGAACAACAUAGCUCUGAAUAUUUGUACAGAAUCUGUCUCAACAUCCGAUUCAUUACCGAUUACCACUCUUCAGACAAAUAUGGAAAGUGUGUCACAGAAUCACGUAAAUCUCUCUGAAGAAAGUGCACUGAAGGGAAAUCUUAUAGAAGAAAAUGAAAGUUCUAUAAAUAAUAAUAAUAAAGCACAGAAACUGAAAGAUUUAACUACAAAAAAGCAAGAGACGCAAGAUUCAGUAACAUCACAAGUAUUACCGGCCUUAGAGAAUGAUGCAGAAGAACAGCAACAACUUACUUUUAGCAUUCCUUUUAACAAUACAUCCUCGUUAGAAAUGACAAAUCAGCCACUCUUAUCUCAUCAGGUGAUAGUCGAGGGAUUAAAGGGAACGCAAGUGCUUUCGAAUCUGGGAAGCGUAAUCGUGAUACAUUCGCCAUUAAAAGUGAUCUCAAGUAAUGGGAAUGGCAUUGGUUCUGGAGAUUCCAUCAAGCAGCAGAUCAUAACGCUGCAAACCCAUCCAAUCACAGAUUCUCAUUUGUCACAAUAUGGAAGUUAACUAUGUCGAUCAGGCCACAUCUGCCAUCUUUACAUGGAAGGGUUCAGAUUUAGGAUGAUGAUGUUUUGCUUAGUAAGUGUUGUUCUUGUUUUCAUUUGGAGUUGUUCAAGAUCUGUGUGAGUCCAAUGUAUAACUCCAAAAGAAUAAGUGAGUACUGGGACAACAUAUGUAGUUAUUACUUUAACAUCAUCUUAUUUCAUCACUGAAUAAAAUACAAGCAUAAGUAACACAACGACUGUGAUAAAAAUAUAUAAAUAAAUCUUGAAAUUAAUAGAAUACGUGUUGUGAGUAGUGACAGAGUCCACUCUCACCCAUACCAUUCAUUUACUAUUAUGUGCAUUUAAAAUCUCUUUGUACAACAAUGACUGUAUGUAGUUUGCCACCCAGUUGUGCUAGGCAGUACUGGAUAUGUACUGUACAUGUCACUUGUACCUGAUUAAUAAAAAAAAAAA